AUGUCUAUGAGCAUCGAAGAAUGUCAAGUCCCACGACAAUCAAAGCCCGUGCCAGACACACCCAACAAUGUCCUCGAGCAAUUCAACAUGAAAGACCGUGUAGUAUGUAUAACAGGAGCAGCGGAAGGUAUCGGUCUCGCAGUCGCCGAAGCAAUGGCGGAAGCAGGAGCCAAUAUCGCUCUUUGGUACAACUCGAAUAAGGCCGCCGUGGACAGGGCAGAGGAACUUUCAAAAUUACACAACGUUAAAGCCAAGGCAUAUCAAGUGGAGGUUUCUUCUCCUGAAAAGGUACAACAGGCGGUUCGAGAUGUUGUUAGCGACUUUGGUCGAUUGGACUGCUUGGUUGCGAACGCAGGAAUGGCGAUAUCAAAACCCAUCCUGGAACAGACUGUGGAGGAGUACAAACGCCAAUUCGAAGUUAACGUCGACGGUGUAUUCCACUGCGCGAAAUAUGCUGGGGAGGUCUUCAAAGCUCAGGGUCGAGGGAAUUUGAUCAUCACGUCGAGUAUUUCGGCGCAUAUCGUCAAUGUACCUGUUGACCAGCCGGUCUAUAAUGCGAGUAAAGCUGCGGUCACGCAUCUUGGCAAGAGCCUGGCACGAGAAUGGCGGGAUUUUGCAAGGGUGAAUAUUGUGUCGCCGGGGUUCUUUGAUACGAAGAUGGGAGCUAGUGAGAGGGUUGUCAAUGAAGGACUACGGAUGACGCCGUUGGGGAGGCAGGGCCAUGUGAAAGAGCUGAAGGGAUUGUUUUUGUAUCUUGCUAGUGAUGCUAGCAGUUAUCAGACUGGGAGUGAUGUUGUUAUUGAUGGGGGGUACAUCCUGCCUUGA
Lithohypha guttulata is the source of this 825-nucleotide messenger RNA. RefSeq lists its product as uncharacterized. Lineage: Eukaryota; Fungi; Ascomycota; Eurotiomycetes; Chaetothyriales; Trichomeriaceae. The transcript has a single exon. Gene Ontology annotation, molecular function: oxidoreductase activity, acting on NAD(P)H, oxygen as acceptor. Gene Ontology annotation, cellular component: intracellular anatomical structure. The record is from RefSeq and is a predicted model, not a curated record. Bases 1 to 825 code for a protein of 274 amino acids.